AUGUCCAGCUCUAAGGGUGAUGAACUCAUGAAACAAGGAGAGGCCAAGUUGAAGAAGUUCUCUUUUUUCAACAAGACCGGAAAGUUUGAGGAGGCAGCUGAGCUGUUCAAGAAGGCAGCGAAUCAAUAUAAGGUAUCCCAGUUUUGGCCAGAGGCUGGAAACGCAUUUUCUCGUGCCGCGGAGUGCUACCUCCAGCUGGAGCAGAAUCACGAUGCCGCCACGAGUUACGUGGACGCUGCUGUGUGCAUGAAGAAGUCUGACAUGGAUAAGGCUGUGGAACUGUACGAGGAGGCCAUCUCUAUCUAUUGUGAUAUGGGCCGCUUCUCGAAUGCCGCCAAGCUGGAGAAGGAAAUCGCCGAAAUGUAUGAGAACGAUAACCAGCCUGAUAAGUGUGUGCAGCACUACCAGCAAGCUGCGAACUACUUCCAGGGAGAGGAUAGCGUGACCUCUGAGAACCAAUGUCUCCUGAAAGUCGCUCACUUUGAGGCUCUCAGCGAGAAAUACGACGAGGCCAUUGCGAUAUACGAGAAGGUGGCGCAAGCCUGUCUCGAGAAGAACGUGCUGAAGUACAGCGCGAAGGGACAUUUGUUCUGCGCUGGAAUUCUGCAUCUGUGCCAGAACGAUAUCGUGGCGAUGCGACAGGAACUGGAGAGAUACAAGGAAAUGGAUUAUACGUUUGGGUCUAGUCGCGAGUGCAAGCUGCUGGAGGACCUCACGAACGAUCUGGAAGCGAUGAACGUGGAUGACUUCACAGAGCAUGUGUUCAACUAUGAUAGCAUUUCGCCGUUGGAUCCCUGGAAGACCUCGAUGCUGCUGCGCGUAAAGAAGAUGAUGGGUGGAGCUGAUGAGGAGGAGGAAGUGAACUUGGCUUAACUAUAACCCCCCAUUAUUGUCGUUGU
Blastocystis hominis is the source of this 899-nucleotide messenger RNA. RefSeq lists its product as hypothetical. Gene Ontology annotation, biological process: SNARE complex disassembly; intracellular protein transport. Gene Ontology annotation, cellular component: SNARE complex; vacuolar membrane. The transcript has 4 exons. Gene Ontology annotation, molecular function: syntaxin binding; soluble NSF attachment protein activity. NCBI's taxonomy places the organism in Eukaryota, Bigyra, Opalinata, Blastocystidae. The record is from RefSeq and is a predicted model, not a curated record. The coding region runs from base 1 to 873 and encodes 290 amino acids.